Zootermopsis nevadensis is the source of this 1555-nucleotide messenger RNA. RefSeq lists its product as uncharacterized. NCBI's taxonomy places the organism in Eukaryota, Metazoa, Arthropoda, Insecta, Blattodea, Termopsidae. The record is from RefSeq and is a predicted model, not a curated record.
UCUUAAGUACCUCACUGGCUGAUCACGACCUGAGUAUGAUGAGACUCUGCUCUGCGCUGCUGUGUGUGACAUUGGCCUGGGGGUUGUACCGUGAAGGUACCACGCAGAGUCAUGAAGGCAAACCCCUUGUGGAGACUUCCCUAAGACUUGAAGCACCCGAUUCUGACACAGGAGACUGGACGGCGGAAUUUGGAGGCAUGAAGGUACAAAUCGAACACAGACAUGCGGACAGAAUUAUUAAGGAAGAUGGUUCUUGGACACUGGAUAUAGCUCGCGCCACGUACGAUAAGGAAGAGGAUACUGACAGACCCAAAGACGAAACCGAUAAAAUCAGUACCACAACCGAAAUACCGAAAUUCACUGGAAUCCCCUUAGAAGAGUAUUCCGGUCUCAGUGAAGCAGAUAAAAUUGCGGACACAGAAAAUGAGAUCCCUGUGGACGAACGCUGGAGCAAAAGAGACCACACAGAAGGCGUCCGUCCUCAGGAUCCGGGCAUCCACCCACUUGAGAUGUUCGAAAUUGUGCCACGUGUCGAGCAGGGCACGAGCUUCGCGGAAGAAAGCUACGAUUCUGAUGAAGUGACCCUCGACCCUGACAACUUUGAAUACUUCAAAGGGGUGGGCUGGUUCAAGCUGGACAACAGGAACUUGCAAUGGCCAGAUGCUCGUGAUGCAUGCGCAGAAGUCGGGGCGCACCUCGCUGUACCCGACACACCACAGCGGGUCACAGUUUUCCUCAAGCUCUUCAAGAGGCAUCCAGACAUCCCGGCUCGUGCCAUUCUUAGGCAACAGGUUUACGUCGGCGUCAGCGACCCGGACCGUAGCAGACAUUUCACAACUGUGCAAGGCAAACCAUUCGCUCCUGAAUUUCCGAUAUGGUUCCGCACUGAACCCGACAACGCGCCUCCAGGAGAAUACUGCGUCACAUUCCACAUCGAGGGCAGAACACGAGACGUACCCUGCUUCUACGAGCUGCCGUUUUUCUGCGAGAAAGACAUUCCUGUCGUCAUAUAGUAUGUGAGGUUUCACACCUCACAUACGAAAACAAGGGUCUGAAAGCUUGUUACAUUCCUACGUCUACAUUUCGCAUCAAAGAGUCUUUGACAAAUCUCUCCUGGGUUCUAUUACGUCAUGAACUUCCUCUACAUCGACACGUUGCUCGAAAAAUAACUUCCUGUUUUAUAGCAGAGGUCCCAGGAAUCUCAGGAUUUAAAAGUCUAAACUAGAAUAAUUCCAUUUUAUAAUAACAGAAUCGUGAUUUGGGAGAAACACCGUUAUUACAAUGUCUUCCUAAACAGCCAAUUUUCUGUAAUGAAGCAGAUAAAGUUUAAGUGUCUAACAUGACUUCGCUAUUAAGAAGAUUGAAACCAACAUAUUUUUACUUUUCUUUCUUUUUAUAUAUAGGUAACUGAGCAUCUAAUAUCUUCGGCGUCGGUUAAGAACUGUGUAUGUAAAAUCAUUAAGAUGGUAUCUUGACAGUGUUUCCAGUGUACAUAAUCCGUGUUUAUCGAUUCAUGUAAUUCAGAUUCAAAUAAAUGCCGACAUUCUGAGGUUUC